CAGAACCGGAACCGGAACCCGGGCGCACGCCUGCGAGUGUCGCGCGGCCCCCACCGCCGCCGGCCUCCCCCGCCCGCCGCGCGCGCUCCCGCGAGGGCCUCAGGACCCGGCGAGCCAGCCGUGCGCUCCCAGUCGCCGCCGCUGCCGCCGGCCUCCGGGGCCGGCACUUCCACGCCGGGCCGGACCGGAACCUCCCGCCCCUCGCGGGAACCGCCGCCCUCGGCGCGUCGGGGAGGAGCUGCCGCCGCCUCUCCCGACUGCGGAAGAGUCCGGGCCUCCGCAGGAUGGGGAGCAGCCCGCGGCGCUGAGACCAGGUUCCUGUCACCUCUGGCUGCGGGACCCGCUCCGCCGGCACCCGCACCCGCCCCGCGCCUGGUGGGGGCGGCGAGGAAGACGAGAGGGCUUCCCCGGCCCGGGGACAUGGAGCCGCGCGAGCCUGGCGCGGGACGGUCCGAGACGCGGCCGAGGCUGCGGCCACGAGCGGCCGGCAGUCCCAGAUAGAGCGGAGACGAGAGGGCGGGACGUGCAGGCCCCGAGACUCCGGAGGAGGAGCCGACGCCAGCCCUGAGCUGGUCUCGCCCCAGCCCCGGAGGGAUUCCGGGCCCCCUUCCCUGCGGUUCUCCGACUUCCCUCGGUGACGAAGUUUUCUCCCUGUGCCUUUUCGAGGAUUGAUCUCUAGAACUCGCCUUCUGGCAGACUUCCUCGGGUUGUUUGGGGAGAUAACUUGUUUUGCUCCACCCCAUAUCCCCUUUCCUUGACUCCUUCCAAUCGGACGUUCUAGAUGACUGCAUGGAGUUUUGAGUUGGACUUUUGUGUCCCUUACGGAGUCGGGCCUGAUCCCAGAGCACUGGGGGUGGGGUGGAGGUGUUCCUGUAAAAUGCAAGUUGGAUAAAAGGAGGACCUCUCGCCAAGGGCCCCAAUGAGUGGCACACAGUCUACUAUCACCGACAGGUUUCCCCUCAAAAAACCUAUAAGGCAUGGAAGUAUUUUGAACCGAGAGUCACCAACAGAUAAGAAGCAGAAAGUUGAGCGCAGUGCAUCACAUGAUUUUGACCCCACAGAUAGCUCCUCCAAGAAGACAAAGUCUAGUUCAGAGGAGAGUAGAUCCGAGAUAUAUGGUCUUGUUCAACGUUGUGUGAUCAUCCAGAAGGAUGACAAUGGAUUUGGGCUGACGGUCAGUGGAGACAAUCCAGUCUUCGUGCAGUCUGUCAAAGAAGAUGGAGCAGCCAUGCGGGCUGGAGUACAGACAGGUGAUCGAAUCAUCAAGGUGAAUGGAACUCUGGUGACUCAUUCAAACCAUUUGGAAGUGGUGAAGCUAAUCAAAUCUGGUUCCUAUGUAGCUCUCACUGUUCAGGGACGCCCACCCGGGUCACCCCAGAUUCCACUCACUGAUUCUGAAGUAGAGCCAUCAGUCAUUGGACAUAUGUCUCCUAUCAUGACAUCCCCUCAUUCACCUGGAGCAUCUGGGAAUAUGGAGAGAAUUACUAGUCCUGUGCUCGUGGGGGAGGAAAACAAUGUGGUUCAUAACCAGAAAGUAGAAAUUCUGAGAAAAAUGUUACAGAAAGAACAGGAACGGCUACAGUUAUUGCAGGAAGAUUACAACCGAACACCUACCCAAAGAUUGCUAAAAGAGAUCCAAGAGGCCAAGAAACACAUUCCUCAGCUGCAAGAGCAGUUAUCCAAAGCCACAGGCUCUGCUCAGGAUGGAGCUAUAGUUACAUCCUCCAAGCCUUUAGGUGACGCGCUAACAGUCAGUGAGUUAGAAGCAGAUCCUGGUGAUGGACUAGGCAGAAUUGACUAUAGCAGUGGAGAUGUUUCUCGGCACGGCAGUGACAAUGCAGAUAGUCCCAAGAGUGGCCUGAAAGAGAGGAUUUAUCUAGAGGAAAACCUAGAGAAAAGUGAAGUAAAUCAGGACACUGAUACUCAGUCACUUAUCGGGAGUCCCUCAACCCGUAUAGCACCUCAUAUUAUUGGAGCAGAGGAUGAUGAUUUUGGUACUGAACAUGAACAGAUCAAUGGGCAGUGCAGCUGUUUCCAGAGCAUUGAACUGCUAAAAUCUCGCCCUGCUCACUUGGCUGUUUUCUUACACCAUGUAGUUUCACAGUUUGACCCUGCAACGCUGCUCUGUUAUCUCUAUUCAGACUUGUAUAAACAGACCAAUUCCAAGGAGACUCGUCGCGUCUUCCUUGAGUUUCAUCAGUUCUUCCUGGAUCGAUCUGCUCACCUGAAAGUUUCUGUUCCUGAUGAGAUAUCGGUAGAUCUAGAAAAAAGAAGACCCGAGCUUAUUCCUGAGGAUCUACAUCGCCACUAUAUCCAAACUAUGCAAGAAAGAGUCCACCCGGAAGUUCAGAGGCACUUGGAAGAUUUUCGGCAGAAACGUAGCAUGGGGCUGACCUUGGCCGAAAGUGAACUCACUAAACUUGAUGCAGAGCGAGACAAGGAUCGGGUAACUUGGGAGAAGGAACGGGCAUGUGCAGAGCAGAUUGUUGCCAAAAUUGAAGAAGUGUUGAUGACUGCUCAGGCUGUAGAAGAAGAUAAGAGUUCGACAGUGCAGUAUGUUAUUCUCAUGUACAUGAAGCAUUUGGGAGUAAAAGUGAAAGAACCUCGAAAUUUGGAGCACAAACGGGGUCGGAUUGGUUUCCUUCCAAAAAUCAAGCAAAGUAUGAAGAAAGAUAGGGAAGGCGAAGAAAAAGGGAAGCGAAGAGGCUUCCCCAGCAUCCUGGGGCCUCCAAGGAGACCAAGCCGUCAUGACAACAGUGCAAUUGGCAGAGCCAUGGAACUACAGAAACAACGCCACCCUAAGCACUUAUCCACACCCUCAUCUGUGAGUCCUGAACCUCAGGACUCUGCUAAGUUGCGCCAGAGUGGGUUAGCAAGUGAAGGAACAGACAUUGGAUACCUGCCAGCCAAUUGCAUGUCCCCUGUGGUUUCAGGGACCACUCUUUCCCAGGAAGGAGGGAAAGAAAAUGAUAUGGGAUCAAAGCAAGUUGGAGAAACACCAGCAUCCGGAGACUCCUUAGAUGGCACACCUCGUACUUCCAAUACCAUCUUUGAUUUCCCACCUCCUCCAUUAGACCAAGUACAAGAGGAGGAAUGGGAAGUAGAAAGGAUGACUGAACAUGGGACACCAAAGCCCUUUCGAAAGUUUGACAGCGUAGCUUUUGGAGAAAGUCAAAGUGAGGAUGAACAGUUUGAAAAUGACUUAGAAACAGAUCCACCCAACUGGCAACAGCUUGUUAGUCGAGAAGUGUUAUUGGGACUAAAGCCUUGUGAGAUCAAAAGACAGGAAGUAAUUAAUGAAUUGUUCUACACUGAAAGAGCUCAUGUUCGAACACUGAAGGUUCUUGAUCAAGUAUUCUAUCAGCGAGUGUCCAGAGAAGGAAUUCUGUCACCUUCAGAACUACGGAAAAUUUUUUCAAACUUGGAAGAUAUUCUUCAGCUUCACAUUGGGUUGAACGAGCAAAUGAAGGCUGUUCGAAAGAGGAAUGAGACUUCUGUUAUUGAUCAGAUUGGGGAAGAUUUGCUGACCUGGUUCAGUGGACCAGGGGAGGAAAAGUUGAAACAUGCUGCUGCUACCUUUUGCAGUAACCAACCUUUUGCCCUGGAAAUGAUCAAGUCUCGUCAGAAAAAGGAUUCUAAGUUCCAGACUUUUGUGCAAGAUGCUGAGAGUAAUCCACUAUGUCGUCGUCUACAGCUGAAGGAUAUCAUUCCCACUCAAAUGCAGAGGCUUACUAAGUACCCUCUUCUAUUGGAUAAUAUUGCCAAAUACACAGAAUGGCCAGUGGAAAGGGAGAAGGUGAAGAAAGCUGCAGAUCACUGUCGUCAGAUCUUAAAUUAUGUAAAUCAGGCUGUCAGGGAGGCAGAAAACAAGCAGCGCUUAGAAGAUUAUCAGCGUCGCCUUGAUACCUCCAAUCUGAAGUUGUCAGAGUACCCAAAUGUUGAAGAGCUCAGGAAUUUGGAUUUAACAAAAAGGAAGAUGAUUCAUGAAGGGCCAUUGGUUUGGAAGGUGAAUAGAGAUAAAACUAUUGAUCUGUACACAUUGCUGCUGGACGACAUUCUUGUACUGUUACAAAAGCAGGAUGAUAGACUGGUGUUAAGGUGUCAUAGUAAGAUUCUGGCAUCUACAGCUGAUAGCAAACACACAUUUAGCCCUGUCAUUAAGUUGAAUACAGUGUUGGUUCGACAAGUGGCAACAGAUAACAAAGCUUUAUUCGUCAUCUCCAUGUCAGAUAACGGAGCCCAAAUUUAUGAACUGGUGGCACAGACAGUUUCUGAAAAGACUGUCUGGCAGGACCUAAUCUGUCGGAUGGCUGCAUCAGUGAAGGAGCAAUCCACAAGGCCAAUUCCACUGCCCGAGUCCCCUCCUUGCGAAGGAGACAAUGAUGAAGAAGAACCUCCAAAAUUAAAAGUGGAGCAUCAUGGCAUUUCUGUCACUGGUCUGCAGAGUCCAGACAGAGAUUUGGAAUUAGAGUCUCCCUUAAUAUCGUCAAAACCUCAAUCUCAUUCACUGGGUACCUCUGGGAAAUCGGAGGUAGAGGAUCUCUUUGUGGCAGAGAGACAGUUUGCAAAGGAGCAACAUGCAGAUGGAGUGCUAAAGGAAGUUGGAGUAAAUUAUCAAAUCGCAAUCCCAGAGUCACACUUGCCUGUCUCAGAAGAACGGUGGGCAGUGGAUGCACUAAGGAAUUUGGGUUUUUUGAAGCAGUUGCUGGUGCAACAGCUGGGUUUGACUGAGAAGAGCACUCAGGAAGACUGGCCACAUUUCCCAAGAUACAGGACAGCCUCUCCGGGGAUGCAGGCAGACAGUGGAACCCGGAACUCUGAAACUCUCAAGGCCUAUCAUCCUGGGGAAGGACAGAUGCCCUUUAGAACUGGAACUGGUGACAUUUCAUCUUGUUACAGUCCACGGACUUCAGCUGAAUCUUCUGCUCCACAAGAUUCAGUGGUACUGGCAUUCCAAGAUAGCCAGGCAAGUGACAUUUUAGUAAUGGACCACAUGAUUAUGACCCCAGAGAUGCCUCCUGCAGAGCCAGAAGGGGGUCUUGAUGAGAGUGGAGAGCACUUUUUUGAUGCCCGUGAAGCACAUAGUGAUGAUAAUCCAUCAGAAGGUGAUGGACCAGUUAAAAAGGAAGAGAAGGAUGUUAAUUCACGCAUCUCAGGAAAAUAUUUGAUCCUUGAUGGCUAUGAAACAGUGCAGGAGAGCUCUACAGAUGAGGAGGUUGCUUCCUCGCUUCCCUUGCAACCCAUAACAGGCAUCCCUUCUAUGGACUCUACUCACCAGCAGCAACAUUCUCCGCAGAAUGCUAAUUCUGAGGGGGCAGUUUCACCGUUCACCCCAGAAUUCCUGGUCCAGCAGCGCUGGGGAGCUAUGGAGGAUUCCUGUUUUGAGAUCCAGAGUCCCCCACCUUAUGCAGAUUCACAAAGCCAGAUCAUGGAGUACAUUCGUAAGAUAGAGGCUGACCUUGAACACCUAAAGAAGGUGGAGGAAAGUUAUACCGUUCUUCGCCAAAGGCUGGCUGGAUCAGCUCUCACAGAUAAGCACUCAGAUAAAAGUUAGAGCUGCGUGUCCUGGAGGUGACUGAAGGUUGUUGGAUUUUGAGCAUCGGCCUUGUAUCACCACAUCUUGGCUCCAGUGUGGACACAGAGAGUGUGUGUGACAGAGGAUCUGCCUGUGAACCCCCUGGGGUUCGCCAUUCCCAGGGUGCCCAGAGCAAGACUAGUUCUUCACAGUCUGGCAGCUGCACUAGUCUGUCAGUGAGGGAAUAGCCAUUCUCUCACUCUGCUCUCCUCACUAUCAGAAAUUCAUUUUGAUUCAGAACAAAAACCAAAUGUAUAGAGCUUUGGGUGUAGGAUAUGAAAUUUUACUUAGACUUAAGAAAGAAAAUCAGAUGUAUUUAUUUGACUUCAUUCCGUAUUUGAAAGCACAUUUAAAUUUUUAUUUUGCCAUGUUUUGUUUUAAUUGAGUAGUGAGAUUUUUAGCCCUUUGUAUUUAGUACACCCAAGGAUCAAUUGCUCCUGAAGCAAAGAGUUCAGGAUGGGGUAUGAGGAGGUUGGAUAGAGAGGUGAAGAAGAGGAGGAAGUAAGGAGGAGGAGGGAGGAGCAUCUAGCCUUCACUAAACUGUGUUACAUGCCCUCUGCUGUCCAGUGGGCUGCUUCCCUGAGGGUCAUCUCAAUGGCGGAGUAUGCCGGUGGCUCCUAUGUGCAGAGGACUGAGCUGUGUGCUACCCAGGUGGGCAGAGAGUUGGUGGGCUUCCUCCAGCCUGAGGCAAGCACCUCUUCUCUGUAGCUGGGAUCCACCCCCAAUUAACAGGAAUCCUCAAUGUACUAAAUAGCAGGCACUUGAAAAUGGGUAUGUUUUCUUCUGUUGUCUUCUUUUCUAUUGAGGGUUGGGAUUUGGGAGGGAGAGGAAAGCAAAUUUUAUUUUCUUGACUAUAAAUUUGUUAUUCUUGGUAUUGUUUCAUUUUUAUAAUUAUACAUUAGACUUCGGCACUUGUGUAAAAUUAUCCCUGCAGAUUAAGCAGGAAGUAAAAACAAACAAAUGGAGAUGCUUCAGAUGGUGGUAGGGGUGGGGGUUGCUGAGGAAGGGUGGGAUGGGAGUGGGUGAAAGAGUUCAGGAAGGUUAUCUAACUGAAUCACUACUGAGUUGAACAAUGGCUAUCAUUAGCCACGGGUACUGCUGAUUAUAAGGCCAGUAAAAUUUUAGUACCUGGAGGUUUGACUCUAAUUUUUGCACUGAUGGUGCCAAAGGGCUCUUUGAGUUAAAAGGAGAGCCAAGAGUGGAGUGGAGAAGUGGUGGAGAAGGCAGAGCUGCUCAAACCAGCUCCAGAGCACUUCCUCUGACUUCACUGCUGGAGCUUUCUCCACACUGGUGGGUGACUGACCUGAAAAAUUGCAGACCAGAACAUACACUGGACACUGCAGGCAAGCUGUUGGUAACUGCGUGCUCUAGAAUGAAUAGUAGUAUUGGCAGCACCCAACAGAGGAUAAGUGGUUUGGAAUUGUAACUUGAGAACAUCUUCAAUUAUAUUGGCUUUCUGUGGUUUUCUUUGUGCAUCAGGUCUAUAUGUUUUGGAGUAUUUUUGCCAACUAAAACUAAAUCAUUUGUCAAACUUAAAAUUCUGUUAAUAUGCAGAGAGUUCAUCCACUGCUCAUGUCUUUCAGUAGUGCCCUCUGAACUCUGUGGGGAGUCAGGAUGUAGUUUUAUUCUUCCCUGCAGUCCAAUAUGUAUUUAUAUAUUUUUUUCUUUCCCCCUCAUCAUAAGUGGUAAGGAUUCCCAACUACUUUUAUAAACACCACUACAACUUAACAAGCUUAUUUAUGUCCCGAUUCCUGUUUCUGUCUUUUCAAAACUGAUCUAUUUUUAAGUAGACCAACUUACAUCAUUGGACCUCAUCUAUAAAUUAGAAUUAUAUUUUGAGUUGUAGACCAAGUAUAAAUUAAAUCAGAAUGGGAUUAAAAAUUUUAGAAGCAGAAGCUAAUAUAUAAGUGAAGCUUAGAACUUGAACUUCCUGUAUCUGUUAAGAGAAACAAGUAGAAACCAAAUGGUUACAUCGUGCUGCUGGAAAUAAUGUAGUCAUUCCCAAGUAAAAGGGUUACACCUGUGGCCACUUGACACUAAUACCAUCAGCGGGCAAUUAGGAGAAAGGUAAAUAUAAAUAGAACUUUCAUCUUAACUGCAGACAGUACAGGGUAAUUACAGAAUUCUCUAGCACUCAUUUGAGAAGCUUUGUAGGUUAGAAAUGUUUUGGUUUCUCUUUUAGCUCAGCCAAUAUCUUGUCCUUAGCGACUAUUUGCUUUUCUUUUCCUGCAGUUUAACCUCUCCUUGGAACAAAAGCAGGCUAACUGGAAAAAUACUUUGACCAUAGCUCUAGUACUUCCAAAUAAAUUCAUAUCUAGGUUUUCAAACGAAGUCUAAUUCUGAAAAGAUCCCACCAUUUUGACUGUUCUUUUUAUCUUACCAGCCUAAAUUUUUCCCUCCCUCCCAGCCAGGCUUCCCAACACCUUCUAUUUUGACCAUUGUAAUCACAUCCAUUUUACUUUGAUACUAUAUCUGCCUUUCAGGAUGAUGGAAUUAGAUCCUGUCUUUGAGUGAGACUAGUUAUCAUCAAAGCUGUUUUCUCCAAGUUAUGUGACUAGAAGUUGGAAUCUACUUCCAUGUGGAAGGAUCCAAGGGUGGUGGACAAAGCAGCCUUCCCAGAGCAGGAGAGCUGGGGUUUAUCUAUUGAAGUGACCUGCCGUGACCCUGUGCUCUCUCCUGUUGGUGGGCCUAAUGGCUCCUUUGCUAUUAAGUGCCAAAUUACAUUUGGAGUGUCUCUUUCCUUUUCGGAGAACCAAGUUAAUCAAGGCAAAUCAGCAGGCCCCCAAAGUGCUAUAAUUUAAAAUCACAAUUACUGCCCUAGAAGCCAUAUAUUUUGCAUAUAUUAAAACCAGCUAACUUAGACUGAGUUAUCUUGGCUAAACUGUAACUAUUUAUUGUAUUAUACUGCACAGAAGGUCUAUUUCUUAAGCUUUUUGGCUUUCUUUUUCCUAAAACAACUUCUAACAUAACUGUUAGAAAGUAUGACUCCCUUUAAAAAAGUUUUUUUGUUUAUUUGUUUUUGGGGGGGGGAGCUAACGUGAUAGGAGAGGAUAAAAGUCCAUUUUUUCUUACUUUUAGAGGCUGAAGUAAAUGAUUAUGCUUCCUGUAAGUUGUCUUUCACUUGAAUACUUUUUUUUGAUGUUGGUAAAUUCGGUGUAUUACGUGGAGCUACCCUGUUUCAAACUGGCUGCUGUCUUCUCUGAAGGUGGUGUAGGUUGUUAUUUUGAGCUACUAGAGCUUUGGUCAGUAUUUCCUCCCCUAUAUGUCACAGAGGGCACCCUUGAGAACUGUGUACAGAGGACCUCAAAGUAGAAAAUUAGCAGGACCUUCUAGUCAUCUUUGUGCUGGUGAAUUGUUUUCCCCCUAGAAUUGUAACUUUUGUUUUGUAAAUUAUGCUUUUUCUGACUUUUCUACCCCUUUUCAAAGUGAUCUGCAAAAUUGAUCUUUCCUCAAGAAAAGAGUCGCUUUUGCCUCAUUCCUUAUGCCUUCCCUACUGGUACUGAUGGUUUUGAUAAUAAAUUGGUAGAAAAAAAUGUACCUCCUAGAAGGAAGCCCUGUCCACCAUUUCCAGGUGCCGACAGCUAAGCAGAUGUACUGCAAAAAUGAUAACUGUAAAGUGCACACUGUGGGGUAUUUUUAAUAAGCCUCUUCCUACUAGAACAUUUUAUUUUCCUUGUUCACCAUACAAUCAUGUACUUUUUAACAGAAAUUUCUUUUAAAAAAAUCUGGAACUAUCUAAAAAAUCUUUAUUAAUAAUCAUGUAUUUUUACUGAUCACAUUUUGAAAAGCCUAAAAGACUUUAUUGUUCUAAUUAUCCAGAUGUACCUUUGUAAAAUAGCUCUUUUAUGAAUUAGCUGAUAAGGCUGUAUGUUUCUGGAACAAAAUAUUGGUCAUCUAAAAACUUUCUGUUUUCUGGGGUCUGGGAAAAUAGAAAAUGAGAGUUCAAAUAUUAAAUAUGCUUAAAGGAACCAAG
Molecule: messenger RNA, 9548 nt
Organism: Diceros bicornis minor
Lineage: Eukaryota; Metazoa; Chordata; Mammalia; Perissodactyla; Rhinocerotidae
Gene: ARHGEF12
Product: Rho guanine nucleotide exchange factor 12
Exons: 41
Coding region: 920-5554 (1544 amino acids)
Biological process (GO): Rho protein signal transduction; G protein-coupled receptor signaling pathway
Cellular component (GO): cytoplasm
Molecular function (GO): guanyl-nucleotide exchange factor activity; G protein-coupled receptor binding; GTPase activator activity
Source: RefSeq, a predicted model, not a curated record